Physella acuta is the source of this 1381-nucleotide messenger RNA. RefSeq names its product spindle assembly abnormal protein 6-like. Lineage: Eukaryota; Metazoa; Mollusca; Gastropoda; Physidae. The record is from RefSeq and is a predicted model, not a curated record.
AGAGUAUUAAGAAAGAGACGCCAUUUUAUAAAAAAAUAAUCAAUAAAUCCAAUGACUGUGAAGAAUCAAAUUGUUUAAAUUCCGGAAGAUGUCUCUUAACGAACGUUCUAGAAAACAUUUAAACAAUCUGAUGCAAGAGUUAGAUGAUAUCCACGUCGAUUUACAGGAACAUUUAAGUGAAUACGUCAAAAAGAUAACUUCAAGAAUCAAGGACUGGAUGAAUGAUCCCUCUGGUAAAUCAAUGACAUUAAAAGAAGCGAUGGCUGUAGUAACAUCAGCAAAUAACUCACUACUUGAAAAUAUUGACAUGAUAAAUGAAAAGAUGCAAUUUCCUUCUAUCAGAACACAUGAGAUGGCAAACGCUGAACUAAGUCUAAGAGAGGCGGAUGAAGUUAGGCAUGAUAGUAAUGACGUUUUAACAAUUUCACCAGAAUCAAUGAGGCAACUUGAGAGUAGGAUAGAAGCAGUUGAAACAGCGAUUAUGUCAUUUGAAAACACGAAAAUUUUGGUUGAAGAUACAAGCACGCAGUUAAAGCAAUGUCAGGAAAUUUUUGACAAAGCAAUGGAAAAAAAAUCGAAGACACAAAAAGCAAAAUUCAAAAACAUUGGAAAGCAAUUACAUGAACAAAGUGAAAAGAUAAAGGAUUUAAAUGAAGUGAUUGAAUUUGUAAAAGAAGAAAAAUCCGACGCAAACAAAGAACUAGAGAAACUAUCUCUAGAUAUGAAAGAAUAUGAAAACAACUUACACAAAAUAAAUAAAGAUAUGCAAGAUUACACUGACAAAACAGAGUGUAUAACACAAGAAUUAAGAUGCCAUUCGGAUUUGAUUUCUGUUUUGCAAGAAGAUGGAAAGAAAAUUAAUGACCUAGCAUUAAAUAAAUUUGAAAAAUUGCAAACAAAGUAUGGCAUGACUUGUACUCUAUUACUACGAAGACUGGCUCCAAUUGAAAAAAUCUUCGCAAGUUGCAAGGACACUAGUGCGAGGAAGAAAGAAAAUAGUUUAAAGAUCGGGCAAUUAGAGAAAGUCGUUUUUAAAAUAAAUGAGGAUGUUUCAGCGAUAGCUCAACUUCAAAAGUCAACAGCAACAAAGCAGCAAGCUCUGGAACAAAAGCUGGCAACACAACCACAAAGUCCUGCACCACGCUAUGGAAACUACAGCGGUUAUGAUCAAUCUUUUAACAGCAGUCUAACUCGUUGGCCAAAAAACUGACGUAUCAAAUUAUAAGACAUUAAAUGUCAAUACAGUUCAACACGUUUGUUGCGAUGUUUUUGUUUUGAAUGCAACAAUUCUUUAAACUUAUAAUUCGUCUGUUUAGAUGUACUUACAAUUAAUUUGUAGAAUAAACCGCAUGUUUUAAAUCAUUUUCUUUAAAAUUUAAUA